AUGGAGAGAGCCAUCUCCAAAGCUAUUGAUUGGUUCACCCUACACGCUAUAAAGCAAGGACCAAGAGAGACUCCUUCGGAGUUUCUGGAUAGGCUAAGAGAUACCAUGAGAAAACACACAUCCUUAGAUCCAGGAUCAGAAAUAGAUAUCCAGCAACUUACAUCAUUAUUUAUAGGACAAUUAACAGGGGACGUACGACGGAAGCUGCAGAAAAUGAAGGGUCUUGAUGCACGAAACUUAGAAAGUUUGUUAGAGGAAGCAUGGACGGUAUUUACCAAUUGGGAAGAGGAAAGUAGGAGGCAUGACAAGCGAAUAUUAAUGGCAGCAUUAGGAGAGAUAGAGUUACUGGAACAAUUGGAUGCAGAAAUAAAAUUUGAGGCAGAGGAAAUUAAGUUCAGAGUAAAGGACAAGUCCAUUGUAGAAUUACUUAGCUUGGCCUUAAUAACUACCCCGGUAGACACAGAGAUCCCAGAGGAUAUAAAAUAUCAGGUUUUUCCAGGAGUAUGGGAAGUUGAAACCCUGGGGCAAGCUAGGAAUGCAUCUCCUUUGGUCAUAAAGGUUAAAUUAGGAAGCCAACCCCCAAGGAUUAAACAGUACCCAUUAGGGAUGAAAGACAGGGAAGGAAUACAACCAAUAAUUGACUGAUUUAUGAAAUACGGCAUAUUGGUGAAGUGUGAAUCAAAAUACAGUACACCGAUAUUACCAGUAAGAAAACCUGACGGUAGUUAUUGAAUAGUACAGGACUUGAGGGCAGUUAGCAAAAUAGCAGAGGAUUUGUAUCCUUUAGUAGCAAACCCUUAUACCCUGCUUCCCAUACUGUCUACUGAACUAGCAUAUUUUACUGUCCUGGAUUUAAAGGAUGCCUUUUUCUGCCUGCCACUUCCAGCCGAGAGUCAGCUGCUGUUCACAUUUGAAUGGGAAAACCCCAGUACAGGACAAAAAUCACAAUUGACUUGGACUGUACUCCCACAAGGAUUUAAAAACAGCUCCACAAUAUUUGGGAAUCAAUUGGCCAAGGAUUUGGAGCUAUGGGAACGUCCACCUGACAAAGGGGUACUAUUACAGUACAUAGAUGAUCUUUUAAUAGCUACCAAGACAAAAGAGGCAUGCUUGAGAUGGACAGUAAGCUUACUAAACUUCCUGGGGCUUAAUGGCUAUCGAGUCUCUCCACAGAAAACACAAGUGGCCCAACAACAGGUAACUCACCUGGGAUAUGGAAUUGCUGUAGGGACACAGACAUUGGGAACCGCCCGGAAGGAGGCUAUUUUAGACCCCCGAGCAUGUACAUCUAAGGAGCUUCGAACAUUCCUCAGAAUGGCUGGAUGGUGCCAUCUAUGGAUACCCAACUAUGGAAUACUGGUAAAACCGCUCUACACGCUGAUAAAAUCCCAACCCAAAGACAUAACAUGAAACAGGGAGGCUAAAAAGGCAUUCUGACAGUUAAAACAAGAGGUAAUGAGAGCCCCAGCCUUGGGGCUCCCAGAUGUCACAAAGUCCUUUUUGCUAUUCUCCUAUGAGAAAUAGGGAAUAGCUUUGGGGGUGUUAGCUCAGAACCUUUGGCUAUAUCGAAGAGUGGUAGCUUAUAUCUCUAAACAGCUUGAUGAAGUAAGCAAAGGCUGGCCGGGAUGCCUAAGGGCUGUAGCUGCCCUAGUAAUCAACAUCCAAGAAGCCUGAAAGCUUACAAUGGGGCAAAAGAUGACUGUACUAGUAUCCCACAGUCUCCACGGUGUUGGAAGUGAAAGGGAUUCACCCUUGGAACCAACGUGGAAAGGGCCUUACCAAGUACUCUUGACCACCCACACAGCAGCUAAAGUAGAGGGACUAAUUCUGUGGAUACACCAUACUCGCCUGAAGAAGGUGAUUCAACCGCUUUGGACUACAGAGACCAGAGGGCCUCCCGGAGUAGUACUCCGAAGAAAGCAACAAAAUGAAGGACUCUGA
Molecule: messenger RNA, 1941 nt
Organism: Centrocercus urophasianus (Greater sage-grouse)
Lineage: Eukaryota; Metazoa; Chordata; Aves; Galliformes; Phasianidae
Product: retrovirus-related Pol polyprotein from transposon 297
Biological process (GO): virion assembly
Source: RefSeq, a predicted model, not a curated record